Messenger RNA from Brienomyrus brachyistius, 1707 nucleotides. Its product is annotated as serine/threonine-protein kinase pim-1-like. The transcript is spliced from 9 exons. Gene Ontology annotation, cellular component: cytoplasm. Gene Ontology annotation, biological process: protein autophosphorylation; negative regulation of apoptotic process; regulation of mitotic cell cycle. Bases 214 to 1707 code for a protein of 497 amino acids. The record is from RefSeq and is a predicted model, not a curated record. Gene Ontology annotation, molecular function: protein serine/threonine kinase activity; methyltransferase activity; ATP binding. Lineage: Eukaryota; Metazoa; Chordata; Actinopteri; Osteoglossiformes; Mormyridae.
AUAUGCAAAUUAACAAUUAAUUAUAUUACUGCAAAAUAAUAUCAUCAAAUAUAUUGUUUUAGAUUUUGCAAGGGGGGGGGGGGGCUCUGGGCUGCAGCCCAGGAAAGUCCGUGCAUGAUGACGUCAGUGGUUCUAGAAUCUACAAUAUUCGAAUGACGCUCACCUAUCCUGCGCAGCUAUAAAACUUUCAUUUGCGUCCUGCUUUGAGAAACGAUGGGUGUCAAACGAUCACGUUCCGACUCUGACUGUGAAUCUCCUCCCAAGAAAAGGAGAGAGAGUACGGAAGGCGAUUUGCGGUUUAAAGGGUCCCGCAAAGAACAUUUGGAGGACCUGUACCACCAGGGGGAGCUACUGGGAGAGGGUGGUUUUGGAGCCGUUUAUGCCGGCACUCGCAAGGCCGAUGGCUUCCCAGUGGCCAUCAAAUAUGCCCGAAAGGAUGACAAGGAGCUAGAACUGCCUGGACUUGACGAGCCCAUCCCAUUGGAAGUGGCGCUAAUGAUGCUCGUCAGCCAUGAGUCAUCUUGUGCCAACGUGCUGAAGCUCCUGGACUGGUUCAGUGGACCAGAAGAUUACAUUAUGAUCCUGGAAAGGCCGGAUCCAUGCCAGGAUCUGUACGAAUUCUGCUAUAGCAAAGGGGGCUACCUCUCAGAAGAUGUUGCAAGGCACGUGCUGGUCCAGGUGCUUCAGGCUUUGCGUCACUGCCAGGACUCAGGCGUCUUCCAUCGCGACCUCAAAACAGAGAAUCUGUUAAUCAGGACGGACACUUUGGAGGUUAAACUAAUUGAUUUUGGCUGUGGAGACAAAUGGAAGGACACCCCCUAUGUGGAAUAUUCAGGGACAGAGAACUUUGCUCCCCCAGAGCUGUUCCUGAGUGGGGAGUAUCUAGCUGGCCCCACCACGGUCUGGUCUGUAGGUGUCACACUUUACGAGCUAGUGUGCGGUUACUUGCCCUUCCGCAACAAGAGGGCAAUCAUCUCAGGCUGCCUGAUAUUCCCCUCAUGGGUCUCUCCUGACUGCUGCAGUCUGAUUCGCCAAUGCCUGAGGCGUAAGGUGGCGGAUAGGCUGACGUUGGAGGAGAUUCAGGUCCAUCCAUGGCUGCAGCAGACGAAAGUACUCAGAGCCUGUGCUGACCAGCUCUCACAGGUCUUCACCAUCAUCUUCAAUCUAUCUCUGACACAUGCCACCAUCUCAGCCUGUCUGAAGUCCGCCACCAUCAUCCCGUUUGCCUGCAGAACGAACAGGUCAACUGAGGAUGCCAUAGCGAUCGCCCUUCACAUCGUACUGAGCCACCUAGACCAUCGGGAGAGCUACAUCAAGGACUUCCUCACAAGUCGGCCCCAGAUAGUAAGACUUGGACCCCAUCUCUCCUCCACCCGGGCACUGAGUACAGGCUCCCCACAAGGCUGUGUGCUAAGCCCACUACUCUACACCCUGUACACCUCUGACUGCAGACCGGCCCACUUCCCGGAUCCACUUCCCCUCCACAUCAAGGGCGACUGCGUGGAGAGGGUCCACACCUUUACCUUCCUGGGCACCACAAUCUCUUCUGACCUCUCCUGGACUGAAAACAUCACAGUUGCCAUCAAGGCCCAGCAGCAUCUGCAUUUCCUGAGAGUGCUCAGGAAGAACAACAUCAGUGAGAAGCUGCUGGUGACCUUCUACUGCUCCACCAUUGAGAGCAUUCUAACAUACUGUAUCACAGUAUGA